Molecule: messenger RNA, 1728 nt
Organism: Leptosomus discolor (cuckoo roller)
Lineage: Eukaryota; Metazoa; Chordata; Aves; Leptosomiformes; Leptosomidae
Source: RefSeq, a predicted model, not a curated record
AUGCCUUACUGGCAGACCUGGAAUCCACCACCUCACAUAUUUCCAAACGACCAGUGUUUCUAACAGAGGAAACGCCUUACUCCUAUCCAACUGGAAACCACACGUACCAGGAGAUUGCUGUGCCACCGCCAGUGCCCCCGCCACCUUCCAAUGAGGCCCUGAAUGGCACUGUGAUUGACCCCUUAGACCAGUGGCAACCCAACGUGUCCAGAUACGUCCACCAGCAACCUCAGUCCCAGUCACCUAUAUACAGCUCUAGUGCCAAAAGCUCCAGUGCCUCUGUUCCUAGAGACGGGCUCAGCUCUCCUUCUCCACGUGCCAGCGAAGAGGAACACGUCUACAGUUUUCCGAACAAGCAGAAAUCUGCAGAACCAUCUCCCACAAUGACCAGCUCCUCCCUGGGCAGCAACCUCUCAGAACUGGACAGACUUCUUCUGGAACUGAAUGCUGUUCAACAUAAUCCCGCCAGUGGCUUCCCAGCAGAUGAAGCCAGCAGAAGCCCCUCACUGCCCAGCAUGACUGGACCUCACUAUGUUGUCCCAGAGAGCAGCAGCUCUGUGGGAGGGAAGGCUGCACCCCCUACAAAAGAGAAGCCAAAGCGAAAUGGUGCACGCGGGAUCGAAGAUGUGCGUCCCAGUGUGGAGAGCCUGCUGGAUGAGCUGGAGAGCUCUGUGCCAAGUCCAGUCCCUGCAAUCACUGUGAGCCAAGGUGAGGUGAGCAGCCCCCAGCGGGUCACUGCCAGUCAGCAGCAGACCCGUAUAUCUGCUUCUUCAGCUACACGAGAACUGGAUGAGCUGAUGGCAUCUCUCUCUGACUUUAAGUUCAUGGCACAAGGGAAAGCUGGGAGCAGCUCCCCUCCCUCCACGGCCUCCAAGCCUGGCAGUCAGCUGGACACCAUGUUGGGAAGUCUCCAGUCGGACCUGAACAAACUGGGCGUAGCUACAGUUGCCAAAGGUGUCUGUGGAGCCUGCAAGAAGCCUAUUGCUGGGCAGGUAGUUACAGCCAUGGGGAAGACCUGGCACCCUGAGCACUUCGUCUGCACCCACUGCCAGGAGGAGAUCGGGUCACGGAACUUCUUUGAGCGGGACGGUCAGCCCUAUUGCGAGAAGGACUACCACAACCUCUUCUCCCCUCGCUGCUACUACUGCAAUGGGCCGAUCCUUGAUAAAGUGGUGACGGCUUUGGACAGGACAUGGCACCCUGAACACUUUUUCUGUGCCCAGUGCGGAGCUUUCUUUGGACCGGAAGGAUUUCACGAGAAGGAUGGCAAAGCCUAUUGCCGCAAAGACUACUUUGACAUGUUUGCUCCCAAGUGUGGAGGCUGUGCCCGGGCUAUCCUGGAAAACUACAUCUCUGCCUUGAACACCCUGUGGCACCCUGAGUGCUUUGUCUGUCGGGAAUGUUUCACACCGUUCAUCAAUGGCAGCUUCUUUGAGCAUGACGGGCAGCCCUACUGCGAGGUGCAUUACCACGAGCGUCGCGGCUCGCUCUGCUCCGGUUGCCAGAAGCCUAUCACAGGACGCUGCAUCACUGCUAUGGGCAAGAAAUUUCACCCCGAACACUUUGUCUGUGCCUUCUGCCUCAAGCAGCUCAACAAAGGAACCUUCAAAGAACAGAACGACAAGCCCUACUGCCAGAACUGCUUUCUCAAGCUCUUCUGUUAGAGGCGUCGUAGCCGGGCGCUAAGCAUCUUUCUGCCACCCCCUUGGCAGUUCUGUCUCUCUGAAC